CCAUUUUAACUUCACUGUGCCGCGUUUCAAGUUGGUGGUGUAUUUCCUAACUCCAGCUCCAGUUUUUUUCAGGAUCAGGAUUAAAACCCGGCGGUGAAAGGGUUAAGGAGUGGGGGUCUAGAUUCCUCCUCUCCUGCUAGCCAUGAUGAACAAAUGAACUCUCGGGGAAUGAAAUUUAAAUUUCACAAAGGAGAAAAAGUUCUCUGUUUCGAACCAGAUCCCACAAAGGCUAAAGUGUUAUAUGAUGCAAAGGUUGUUGACGUUGUAGUUGGAAAAGAUGAGCGGGGUAGGAAGGUCCCAGAGUACCUAAUUCACUUCAAUGGUUGGAAUAGAAGCUGGGAUCGCUGGGCUGCAGAGGAUCAUGUUCUCCGCGAUACCGACGGAAACCGCAGAUUACAGCGUAAACUGGCACGCAAAGCAGUGGCUCGCAUGAGGAGAAAGGGAUGGAAGAAACGACGCUGUCGUCUGCCCGGUGUUGACUCAGUGUUAAAAACCCUACCUGAAGAGAAGGAGGACAGUGAUGCUUCUUCUCUGAUUUCGUCCUCUGGAGACAGCGACGAAGACGACUCUGAGGACCCGGAGUCUUUAAAAAGCGAGGAGAGCGACUCGUCUGAGGAAAUGAAGGAGGAACAGGAAACUCACGCCAAACGGGAGUGGCUGGAGAAGAGCGGAGAGGAUAAGACCAUCAACAUCGAGAUCCCAGAGGUCCUGAAGAAGAAGCUGGAGGAUGACUGCUACUACAUCAACAAGAGGAAGAAGCUGGUCAAGCUGCCCUGCCAGAUGAACAUCGUGAACAUCCUGGAGUCGUACGUCAAGCACUUCGCCAUCAACGCCGCCUUCUCCGCCAACGAGCGCUACCGCCACCACCAGGGCGCCACUCAGACCAACCUCAACCCGCACUACGUGCCCCCUGAGAAAAAUGAGGAGCUCUGUAAGGAGAUGGUGGACGGGCUGCGUAUCACCUUCGACUUCACCCUUCCCAUGAUCCUCCUCUACCCCUACGAGCAGGCCCAGUUCAAGAAGGUCAGCUCCUCCAAACUCUUCCUGCCCAUCAGGGACACCACUGCUGGUUCCAGCAGGUGUCUCCGGGAGCGCUCCCCCAGCCCCCCCGGGAUGAACCCGCUCACCCCGCAGUCCUCGGACAGCCAGCCGGCGCUCAGCGAGCCGUCCACGCCCAAGCGUCGCCGUGGCGACCCCGACGCGCCCCAGUCGCUCCGCCGCUCCACGCGCCACACGUCCGGCAGCGAGAGGCUGUCCGAGAGCGGCACCUCCCCCCAGCCCAAACGCCGGCACACCGACACCCCCGCCCCCCUCCCCAAGUUCUUCCUCAGUCUGGAGAAGAAAACCCCUGCGAAUAGCGGCUCCUCCUCCCCCCUGCCGCUCACCCCCAGCAAAGAGGGCAGCUGCGUAUUCUCAGGCCUGGAGAGCAGGAGAAACAACGAGCUCAACGAGGUCCUGAGCUGGAAGCUGACGCCCGAUAACUACCCCCAGAGCGACCAGCCCCCCCCACCAUCGUACAUGUACGGCUCCCAGCACCUCCUGCGCCUCUUCGUGAAGCUUCCGGAGAUCUUGGGGAAGAUGCACAUUCCUGACAAGAACCUGAAGGCCCUGGUCAAACACCUGGAGCUUUUCCUCAGGUUCCUGGCGGAGUUCCACGAGGACUUCUUCCCGGAGUCGGCCUACGUGUCAGCGUCGGAGGCGCACUACAGCAUGAAGCACCCGCGGACGGUCUACUGAGCUCCCGCGCGGCCGCCGCCGCCCUCAACGCUAACGUGCUAACCGCCUUUGAGACUGACCCCGGAUCAGCCGGAGAGAGGAGCUCGACCCCCCUGCCUCAGACGACGCCCGCGAGGGCCGAGACUGACCCCAGUACAGCAGGAGCGGCCCGAGGCCCGCUCGCGAGCCGCAAAAAAAAUAUAUUUAAAAAAAGAAGGCUAAGAAUGGACACCCACUUCCUGUUUGGGGUGCGAUGGACAGGAAGUCUCUGUUGCUUGCAGCUCUCCCGACCCCGCUAGCUGAACGCAGCCCUUUCCCUGCAGCGCCCUGUUUUUUUCAUGUCCGGCAGUAGAAUAGUCUGGAGUGGGGUAAAAAUGUGAUUGGCCACAGUGUUGGAAUCCCCUCUGACCUCUGCUCUGAUCUGCGUUUUCUCCUGCAAGCAAGGCUUCAGACUGUCCCCUGAUUACAGUUGGAUUUGUUCUUCACGUUUUAUAAAGCGGAUGUUAGUGAAUUAAUUAGCCCCCCUCUCUCUCUCUCUCUCUCUCUCUCUCUCUCUCUCUCUCUCUGUGACACUGUUGUGUUUGUUCAUUGUAUUUCUUUUCUUUUCUAUUUUCUGCUUUGGGCUGUUGCUGUGUAUUGCAUUGAUAAUGUUGCAUGUCAAAUUGAAGUUUGUUUUCAUAAUGCAGUUUUUUAAAAAUAUAUUUUUUUAUUGUGCCAUGCUGUAUAGAUAGUGUUAUUUUUUUAUUUUAAUUUUUUUUUUUUAUUAAAGGAAAUGGCAGCACUUUUUUUCCUUUCAAAUAUUUGACAUAAUUUUAUUGGUCUUAAUGGUGGAAUGUUUUAUUUUGCAAGCAGACUUUUAAGUACAGCAAGUUCCCUUGGCCAUUCUGCCAAGAAACAAUUAAGCCCGGUGCCAUUAAUGAGACAAUUUUUUACCAUGGUGUUCUGGACAAAGCUGCUCGUCCUCAGAUUGUCCUUGAAUCGUAAAGUAGCUGGCCACAGGCGUAUGUGAACUUGGUGUACGU
This is a messenger RNA of Anguilla anguilla (European eel), 2738 nucleotides long. RefSeq names its product male-specific lethal 3 homolog. Gene Ontology annotation, biological process: regulation of DNA-templated transcription; chromatin organization. Gene Ontology annotation, cellular component: MSL complex; nucleus; NuA4 histone acetyltransferase complex. NCBI's taxonomy places the organism in Eukaryota, Metazoa, Chordata, Actinopteri, Anguilliformes, Anguillidae. The transcript is spliced from 13 exons. The record is from RefSeq and is a predicted model, not a curated record. Bases 154 to 1737 code for a protein of 527 amino acids.